CUUAUUCCUCAGGAGAAACACAAAGCAACUUCAAGUGUUCUUCCUCUCUUCUUCUAGCUAGUUUACUCUCUCUCCUCUUCCUUCCUUCCUUCUUUCUUGAGUCCUCAUAAUUUUCUUUUCCAAGAAAGUGAAAGAAAAAUGGAGGGGAAAGGAUGUUUGGGAAGUUUUCUUCAGAGAGCCAAGCCAUACAUAGCCAUGAUCUCUCUCCAGUUCGGCUAUGCCGGAAUGAACAUCAUCACCAAAGUUUCCCUCAAUCGGGGAAUGAGUCAUUACGUGCUCGUUGUCUAUCGGCAUGCCUUUGCUACUGCUGUCAUCGCUCCUUUCGCUCUCGUUCUUGAGAGGAAAGUGAGGCCGAAGAUUACAUUUCCCAUUUUUAUGCAAAUUUUUGUGCUGGGCCUUCUUGGACCUGUUAUUGAUCAAAAUUUCUACUAUGCUGGACUGAAAUUCACCUCGCCAACCUUCUCAUGUGCCAUGAGCAACAUGCUUCCCGCGAUGACAUUUGUCAUGGCUGUCAUAUGCAGGAUGGAGAAGGUGGAUAUAAAGAAGGUAAGAUGCCAAGCAAAGGUGGUGGGAACAAUAGUGACAGUGGGAGGGGCAAUGUUGAUGACAUUAUACAAAGGUCAUGUCAUUGAUUUGGUGUGGUCAAAGCAUAUGCAUUCUGGUACUACUUCAUCCUCUGUCCCUCAAGCCUCUGGUCCUUCUGACAAGGACUGGGUUACGGGUUCCAUUCUCCUUAUCAUUGCUACCCUUGCCUGGGCUGCUUUCUUCAUCCUUCAGGCAAUUACACUGAAAAAGUACUCAGCCCAUCUCUCUCUGACAACCCUUGUGUGCUUCAUGGGUACUUUACAAUCCAUUGCUGUCACCUUUGUAAUGGAGCACAGACCUUCUGUUUGGACCAUUGGUUGGGACAUGAACCUCCUAGCUGCUGCCUAUGCUGGUAUAGUGUCAUCAAGCAUUGCAUACUAUGUGCAAGGUCUAGUCAUGAAGAAAAGAGGGCCAGUGUUCGUGACUUCCUUCAGUCCUUUGAUGAUGAUUAUUGUGGCAAUCAUGGGCUCUUUCAUCCUUGCAGAAAAGAUCUAUGUGGGAGGUGUUCUCGGCGCUGUGCUAAUUGUGAUCGGACUUUACUCGGUUCAAUGGGGCAAAUACAAGGAGUACAAGGAGAUGGAAGCCGAGGCAAUCCUUGAACCAGUAAAGGGCAGUGGAGGAAAUAACCAGAUGACGAUUGACGACAUUGAAGCAAAUGUUGUUGAAAUUCAGAUAAGUCAAGUGAACAAGAAUGUUAUGCCGGCGUUGGCCAUUGGUACUCCAAUUCCACAACCUCCCAUGAUAGCUAUGGAAGCCCCAAAGGCCUAAUAACUCAGUUGAAAGAAUGGACAAAAACACAAAGGAAGAGGGAGAACUGAUGAGGGUGCAAAGUGCAAUGGAAGGCAGAGAUGAGGGGCCUUUUUGUACUUUCAGUCUCUAUGUUUUCUUUUUUCUUUUUUUUUUUCUUUUUUUUCGUUUUGAAUUUUUUGUUUUGAGAUAUAAUAUGAUGGGACUUGUUGUCUAUCAAGUAAUCUAAUAUUCUGAUGGAAAAUUUGAUGAUAAAUGAAAAUGAGAAGAUUAUUAUUGCAUAUGUUUUUUA
This is a messenger RNA of Camellia sinensis, 1624 nucleotides long. Its product is annotated as WAT1-related protein At5g07050. Gene Ontology annotation, molecular function: transmembrane transporter activity. NCBI's taxonomy places the organism in Eukaryota, Viridiplantae, Streptophyta, Magnoliopsida, Ericales, Theaceae. Gene Ontology annotation, cellular component: membrane. The record is from RefSeq and is a predicted model, not a curated record.